AUGCCUAACUCACUAAGAAGGGUAAAGACCGAGGUCUCUUCUCCCACCCAGGAUUACAACUACAGCGAGGAUGCCGCGAUUCUCCGUAAGAAGACAGACGAUGGACCGUUCCACGGCCUGCCAGCCAAAAGGCAAACGCGAUGGAAAGUUAUAGCGAAGGUGCUAUCCCGAUGGGGCAUCACAAUGGCGGUGAUCGUCUCGAUCUACGUCGUGAUCUGGGUCUACUCAAGCAAGCCCGUCAUGAGCCAGACGACGAAGCGACAGUACAAUGCCCUCAUCACCGGUCUCUCGAUUGCCUUAGGUAUUGCUGUGGCCAGUAGUCUGAACCAUAUGGUGGCAGAGUUGAGGUGGUGGAUCUUGAGUCGGCGACAUCGUUCCAAGAGCAAGGGUUCUCAAAUCGGUCUUGCAGCAAUUGGCCUCUGCUACUCAACCGAUACCGCAGACAAGCAAGCCUUGCUUGUUCCCGGCAAUGUUACUAUUCCUGACAUGACAACAAUCGGAACAGAAAAGAUCGUCAAAUCAAACAGGCAGGGACUCGGUGCUUUGCAGUACACCGCCAACAGUUAUGGCACAGUAUCUCUGGCAUAUGACUCGGCAGCCAUGGAGAAAGUCCCAUCGGCCAGAGCCAUCUACGUCGAAAGUGAUCCUCUCAUGUUCUGCGACGAGAACCUCUGCAAAUAUGUCUUCCACGAAACCUCCACCUCAUCAAUCAAAGACGACGAUACGAACCCCAUGACCGUGUGCACCAACCGAAGUAUCAACGUUACAUCAUCUUGCACAUCCUGGCCGGUCAUCAGCGGUGGCAGUGGCAACACCACGAACGUCACCGUUGCCCUCGACAACGGCAACACCUACGAUCUUUACAUCCCUGUCCCCGGCGGCAGCGAUCAGUCGACAUUCAUGACAAACUCCCAAUUUGACUGCGGAACAGGAUGCAGCAUCGUCUCCGUCUUUGAGGCAUCAGCUACUUCGCCAUGGUAUUACAGCUGCAACGUCUCGGUUCACGAAGUAGCCAACGCCACGCUGCCGGAACAUUAUGUCGGAACCAACCUUACGGAGCUGGCGACGGCAGCCAUCGCCCUCCAGGGAUAUGCUGCCUCGUCACUCGCCAACGACACCAACUUCCAGUACCAGACAUACCCCGCCGAAUCCAUCUUCGGAACCCCCAUGAACGGCACCAACCAAGUCAUGCAGAUGAUAUUGAACCGCUUCACGAUUGGCGUUGUAGCCAUUGCCGCGCUGAACAACCCCUCGCUGACCCUGGAGGGUACCAUGCCGAUGAAAGGCACGAAGCUCAACGUUUCUCACUGGAACAUGAUCCACAUGAUUCUGCUCCUGACAGCUGUAUUGCAGCUGGCAUUGGGUCUUGCGGCGGCCUUGGUAGCGAACCGGGUUGUGGUUCCCGACGGCGGCGCCGUUGAGAUGGCGCAAGUCAUGAGGUCCAUGGCGAUCCAAGACAGGAGGGCGAACGAGGAAGCUCUAGAGAAAGGGCUGACCACGGAGGGGGCAAAGGGCAGCAAGUGGAUCUACAGAGACACUUUGGUGUCAAAAGACGCAGGCAUCUAUGACCUGCACAUGGAGGAGCAAACGUUCCACGCAAGGAAUGAGGCGGGGAUGAUUGAGAUGAACGCUCAAUACACAAGUCGGGGAUCAACGCCAGUGAAAUGA
Colletotrichum chrysophilum is the source of this 1668-nucleotide messenger RNA. RefSeq lists its product as uncharacterized. Bases 1 to 1668 code for a protein of 555 amino acids. NCBI's taxonomy places the organism in Eukaryota, Fungi, Ascomycota, Sordariomycetes, Glomerellales, Glomerellaceae. The record is from RefSeq and is a predicted model, not a curated record. The transcript is spliced from 4 exons.